Messenger RNA from Dendronephthya gigantea, 786 nucleotides. RefSeq lists its product as uncharacterized. Bases 1 to 774 code for a protein of 257 amino acids. The record is from RefSeq and is a predicted model, not a curated record. The transcript is spliced from 5 exons. Lineage: Eukaryota; Metazoa; Cnidaria; Anthozoa; Malacalcyonacea; Nephtheidae.
AUGCACAAAUGCCAUUCCAUUGAAAGAGGAUCGAAUCGGGGUGAAGGGGCCAUUGGAUGUAAUGAAACUUCAAGACAUUCAUCAGAACAUCGAGCUUCUAAGAAAGUUGAAUUAUUGACAGCUAAUCCGCUGUUGUCCAAGCUUGUUAGCACCUAUUCUCAAGCCAAUUUUCAGAAACGAAAUUUGCUUCCAUUCUAUGGUAUAUCUAGUUCAGAUGAAAAUGAAUCUGAUGAUAAUGAUGACGAUUUACAAUUAAAGAAGAGGCAACUAAAAACUUGCACAGCAUCAGAAACUGAAAGUUCAAGCAAAAAGCAUUUAGCAGAUGUCAAACAAAAUUCCAGAUCGGCUAAACUGCAACGAUUACGCAAACAGUUACAUGCAGAACUUCUGGGUGUAAGAAAAACAAUCAUUUCUCACAACAAAGAUGUAAAGCAGUCUGAUGAAGCCCUUCGUUUACUAAUGACAGCAGUUAAAACCAACCCAGCUCUAACAACGUCAGCAAUUCACAAUGAAAACAAUUAUGUGAUGAGUAUCAUGGAAUACAUUCAAACUUCGCGGGGAAAUCGCAAACUGCUUUUCGAAGGUUAUGUCUAUGUUUUGGAUAAGAAAAAAGAAGAAUCGGCUUACUGGAGGUGCGAGAGACGUAAAGAUUCUUUGGAUGGAUUGAGCAUGCUCAGAAUUGAUGUCUUGAAUUUCUGGUCAUGCUCCAGUGCACGGCAGGCCACGGUGGUCACAUGGGUGGAACAAUGUUUGGUUUAUUUUAUUAUUACAUGAUGUAUCACAGAA